Messenger RNA from Hippoglossus stenolepis (Pacific halibut), 3434 nucleotides. Its product is annotated as zinc finger protein 431-like. Gene Ontology annotation, molecular function: RNA polymerase II cis-regulatory region sequence-specific DNA binding; DNA-binding transcription factor activity, RNA polymerase II-specific. The record is from RefSeq and is a predicted model, not a curated record. NCBI's taxonomy places the organism in Eukaryota, Metazoa, Chordata, Actinopteri, Pleuronectiformes, Pleuronectidae. Gene Ontology annotation, biological process: central nervous system development; regulation of transcription by RNA polymerase II. Gene Ontology annotation, cellular component: nucleus.
UUUUGGCUGAAGGGACUUUCCCUGAAGUCUCUCCUGCCUAGAAGUCAAGCUUCAACGACAUAAACACACAUAAACAGAUUCAGGAAAGAUGGAAACAGUGGCAAUUUUUUUCCAGCUCGUUCACUUCAUCUUGAGCCAUCUAGGGUCUGGGAAUGCACUAACCCCAAACAGCUCGCAGAUACAGGCUACUGUGGGGGGGCACCGGAAGUAAACAAAGACAGCACCAGCAGCGUUAGCUAGGUGCAUGUUAGCAGUUAGCUGGAAGACGGUAGUGUGGUCGUGUCUCUGGUAAAUAUUCAAGUAGUGGACGGAGCAGUGAUGUCUUCGGCUCAGUAUUUGAGAGAGUUUAUCAGCGAGCGACUAACAGCUGCUGCUGAAGAGAUAUUCACAGUCUUUGAAAAAACCAUCGUCCAGUACGAAGAAGAGGUCGCUCGUCAGCGCAGACUGCUGGACACCGUUUUGAAACCUGAAAUAAAGCUACACAGGAUCGAGCUCCCACAGCAGCAUGUCUGUAAGGAGGAGGAGGUUCUCACUGACCAGCAGCUCUGUCACCAGGAGAGGAACUCCAGUCUGGACCAAGAGGAACAAGAACCUCCACAGAUUAAAGAGGAACAGGAGGAAAUGUGCACCAGUCAGGAGGGAGAGCAGCUCGUACUGAAGCAGGAGACUGAAACCUGCAUGUUGACUCCUCAUGGUGAGGAAAGUGACCACAGAGAACCAGACGGUGAGCACCAGCUCCUCUCUCACAACUCUCCUGUAGCUGAGAGCCAAGAUCAGAACAGAAGAAAACAUUUGGAUUCAGGAUCAACAGGAAAUGAAGAACCAAACCCACAGAAGAGUUUUCAUGAAAACAGGAGUCACGGUAACAAUGUGGACAACUCUCCCAUGUCAGAGAUUAACUCUAAUACUCAAACAGGUAAAAAGUCUUUCAAAUGUGACACUUGUGGAAAAACUUUUGUUUAUAAGUAUAAUUUGACGAUUCAUCUGAGAAUACACACGGGUGAAAAACCUCAUUUAUGCAAAAUAUGCAGGAAAAGAUUUGGACGUAGUGAUGAAUUGAAAAUCCACCUGAGAACUCACACAGGUGAGAAGCCAGAUUGUUGCCAAACAUGUGGUAAAUGUUUUGUAAGAAGUGGUGAUUUGAAACUCCAUAUGAGAAUUCACACAGGUGAGAAGCCAUUUUCUUGUAAAAUAUGUCAGAAACGUUUUGUAAGAAGUGGUGAUUUGACAGUCCACAUGAGGAGUCACACUGGUGAGAAGCCAUAUUCUUGUAAAAUAUGUCAGAAACAUUUUGUAAGAAGUGGUGACUUGAAAGUCCACAUGAGGAGUCACACUGGUGAGAAGCCAUAUUCUUGCAAAAUAUGUCAGAAAAAGUUUGGACAAAGUGGUCAUAUGAAUGUCCACGUGAGGAGCCACAGCUGUUUAUUCAUCGCUGCCCACAAACUACCAUGUGUUCUGAACGUUGACACAGCUACAUACAAACAUGGCAGCAAUGAAGGAGAAGCAGUUAGUAUUGUUACUUAUCUUUCACAGUUAUUGUCAAAUCUGAAACUAAAUUGUCUUUAUUUUAACAUCACAGUUUUAACCUCUGUCUUGUGCCUCUUUGUUCCUCCAGAGCUCCCACAGCAGCAUGUCUGUAAGGAGGAGGAGGUUCUCACUGACCAGCAGCUCUGUCACCAGGAGAGGAACUCCAGUCUGGACCAAGAGGAACAAGAACCUCCACAGAUUAAAGAGGAACAGGAGGAAAUGUGCACCAGUCAGGAGGGAGAGCAGCUCGUACUGAAGCAGGAGACUGAAACCUUCAUGUUGACUCCUCAUUGUGAGGAAAGUGACCACAGAGAACCAGACGGUGAGCACCAGCUCCUCUCUCACAACUCUCCUGUAGCUGAGAGUCAAGAUCAGAACAGAAGAAAACUUUUGGAUUCAGGAUCAACAGGAAAUGAAGAACCAAACCCACAGAAGAGUUUUCAUGAAAACAGGAGUCACAGUAACAAUGUGGACAACUCUCCCAAAUCAGAGAUUAACUCUAAUACUCAAACAGGUAAAAAGUCUUUCAAAUGUGACACUUGUGGAAAAACUUUUGCGUGUAAGUAUAAAUUGAAAAUUCAUCUGAGAACACACACUGGUGAGAAGCCAUUUCCAUGCAAAAUAUGUCAGAAACGUUUUGUGAAAAGUGGUCAUUUGAAAGUUCAUACGAGAAUUCACACUGGUGAGAAGCCAUAUUCUUGCCAAACGUGUGGGGAAAGGUUUGGACGUAGUGAGGACUUGAGAGUCCACAAGAGAAUUCACACUGGUGAGAAGCCAUAUUGUUGCCAAACAUGUGGUAAAUGUUUUGUAACUAGUAGUAAUUUGAAAGUCCAUGUGAGGUCUCACACUGGUGAGAAACCAUAUUGUUGCCAAACAUGUGGUGAAUGUUUUGUAUGUAUGGACUAUUUGAAAUUCCAUAUUAGAACUCACACAGGUGAGAAGCCAUAUUCUUGUAAAAUAUGUCAGAAACGUUUUGUGAGAAGUGGUGUAUUGAAAGUCCACAUGAGAAUUCACACUGGUGAGAAGCCAUAUUCUUGCCAAACAUGUGGGAAAGAUUUUUUACGUAGUGGUGACUUGAAAGUCCACAUGAGGAGUCACACUGGUGAGAAGCCAUAUUCUUGCAAAAUAUGUCAGAAGAGGUUUGGACAAAGUGGUCAUAUGAAUGUCCACAUGAGGAGCCAAGGUGAGAAGCCAUUUUCUUGCCAAAGAUGUGGGGAAAGUUGUUGACAUGAGAACUCAGACAGGGGAGGAGCCUGCAACACGUGAUAAAAGCUUCUCUUAGUUUACACACACAAAAAGUCAUUUAAAGAUUUAUACAGGUAAAAAUGUGUGUUUACAAAACGAGGAUGUAUCUAGGUUUAGUGUUGUUGAAGAUGAUAAAUGAUCUGAGGCUGUCCAGCCAUCCUGCAACUACGGUCUUUUCACAAACAUGUCCUUUAAUUCACUGUAUUUUUUUCUUACAUCAAAUUGAUACAAUUUGUAUUAUUUCAGUCUGCAGAGGUGAUACAAACUCAUGUAGUAGAUGUUCUAUGCUGCUUUGUGAAAUUUGCCACAUAAAUAAACUUGUAUUUUAAUAACUAGAAUAUUUCUUUCAAUGCUGGUUCGUCAGACUGAUGUUCCUAAUUUGAUGGAUUGAAUAAUGAGGGUAAUUAUGAGCACCAUCAGUCUAAAGGCUCAUUUAUAUCAUUUUUACCAAUGAAAAUAGAUAUGUCUAUUUUAAGAUGUGUAUUCAUCACUGCCCACAAACUACCAUGUGUUCUGAACGUUGACACAGCUACAUACAAACAUGGCAGCAAUGAAGGAGGUCUUUAUAACUUACCCCCGGAAUCAACAUUAUCCAACAAUUUACCCUAAAAUUACAGCUUCAAAAUCAUGUGGUCUGGUUUCAUUAAAACUAUGAUCAUCAA